UUUAAUUGUUCAAGGGUUUGUUCUGCUAGUUCUUUAAGAGUUAAGUAUGCUGGUGUUUUUGCUAUAAAUUUGUGAACUUUGUAUUGUUUGGAUAUCUUAAGUAGGUGUAAUGCAUGUAAAAUUUACAGUCUUUCUUGGUUAUUUGUGGCGUUCUUUUGCUUUUACCUGCCUUAUUCUGUCCAAUUUCAGAACCUGUGUGCUGAGUUAUUAUAAAAGGAGAUGUGUUUAUGAAUAGUUUGAUGUUAGACUUAAUAAAUUGCAAGCAUUUGAAUUGUUCAAAAUUAGGAAUGUCUAUGGCUACUGUCUUUAUGCUGAUUUAACAAUUUAAGAAUCAAAACCAAUUAUAAGGGCACAAGAUUUUGAUUAAUUUAGUCCACAGGAAUCUACCAUUUGAUUUAUUAUAUUUGACCUUGGUUUUAGUUCAUUGUUUGUGUUAAACUUGGUUUUGUGAGUCAUUGUUCAUUGUUUGUUUUUAGUUCAUUGGUUUUAGUUCACUCCUUAGCUUUCUUCCAAGUGAUGGCCCUGAAAUGGUUUAUGUAAUGCAUCAAGUAUAUAGGCCUACAAAUCUGUCAAGGCAAGCUUCGACCAGUGAAGAUUUGGCUUGUUUAUGGAAAGAGUUUAACUUUAGGCUCAGGCUUGGCAAAAUUAUUAAACAAGCCAAUCACUACCUCCUUCUCAUAAACAAACCAAAACUGAGCCAAAGUCUUUCUUAAUAAACAUAAGCUAUAAAUAAAAUUAUUCAAAAAAAUUAAAUUAUUCAUUUUCAAUAUCGUAAUAUAUACUUUUAAAUAAUUUCAUAAUUUGUAUAUUAAAAUUCAUAUACAUUACAAAAUUGAAAAAAAUUAUGUUUUGAUAUGACUUUUUUAAUAAAUGAUUUUAAUUCUGUAUGAAUAUCAUAAAUAUAAUAAGAACCUCUUAAAUUUAAAAUUAAAUUAUUGAUGAAGUUAUAUAUGAGAUGGUUCAUGAGCUUGUAAAGACUCACAAGGUGAGCUUGCCUGGGUCAUAUGUCAACUGAGCCUUAAGUGAGCUUUUAUUAAGCUGAGCUCCAACUCCAAGUAGGUCACGGGCAGCUAGGCUCGUUUGCAGCCCUAACUAGCUUCAAAUCAAAGAAAAUAAUUAUGUAAUAUAGGGAUUUCUUCUGUGGCUGAGAACCAUCUGUGACAUACAAAAAAUCCCCAGCCUCAAACAAAUUUUGGGCUCUUGGAAAUGGAUAACAGGAAAUCAUUGCUUAGGCUCUUAGUGGUAGGCAUUCCUGCUAGGCCACAUUUGUAUGCGGUUCUUUACAUGUUGCACGCAAAAAAUGUGAAACUAUAUUAUCUAUUAACAAGUUUUAGUCAUUGCAGCUGAAUAGUAACUAUGUGGAUUGAAAGGAAGUCAUGUAACAUGAUUAGAAUGUGUUGUUGUGGCUUCUGUAUCAGAAAAUGUCUGAAUAUCUUGACCUUGCUGUGCAUGGAAUAAUGGGAAAGUAUUAUUAGGUCUAGUCCAAGCAUAUGGCUUUUAGAAAAUGCCAAAACUGGGUUUACUUAUAUGGUUGGCAAAAUCAUUUGUACAUCUCUGUCCAUAUUUGCCACCAUUUUGGGGUCAAUAAUAAAUGAUUAAAUUGUGGAGCCGAACAUUCUUUGUGCGGAAGAAGAGAGAUGAUGUUGCUUUUUCACCAAGAGAUCAGCAAUCUGUUGAAUCAUUUCUGCAGCUUAAAAGGGGCGGUGGCAAUGUCCCUUUUACACAAUAUUACAGAAGUGUCAUGGAAAAGUCUGCUUCUGGGAGUCUGCUUACUAAUAAAAAUAUAAGUUACCUGGAGCAGAAGAAAUCGAAAAGAAAGAGGCAACACUCGAAACAAUAAUGUGGGUAUGGCUGCGAUUGGGGAAGUGGGUUCAGAUUAAGUGGAAGUAUAUUUGUGAGAUGGAAACUGGGGGAAGCAUAAGAGGGAAUUACUGAGUAAUGCUUUCCUCCUACCCCAUUUGAUGAUUUAUAAGAUUAGAGAAUCCCCUGCUUCCCUCUCUCUCUCUCUCUCUCUUUUUUUUUUUUUCCUGAGUCUUGGGUGGGGAACUGGGCAGGUGGAUAUAAAUUGUUUCUAACAGCAGAGCGUCCCUUAGGCCUCAUAAAUUCUAGUCUUGAAACAGAGAUUCAACGAGCACUGUUGUUUAGAUGUUCAGGACACCAGGUGGAAAUCCAUUUGCCAUGCUGUAAGGGUAAAAUCAAAGUUCUGAUAUAUUAAUAUCGCUGGUGUAAUUAUUUGAAUAUUCAAUCCAUUGAAAAACAAAGACUGAAAAAUUAUCUUGUUGAUAAAUCAGAUCAAAGUAAAGCAUUUAAGGGGAUGAUGCUUAAUUAUUUCA
Messenger RNA from Hevea brasiliensis (rubber tree), 2333 nucleotides. RefSeq names its product protein REBELOTE. NCBI's taxonomy places the organism in Eukaryota, Viridiplantae, Streptophyta, Magnoliopsida, Malpighiales, Euphorbiaceae. The transcript is spliced from 4 exons. Bases 1592 to 1840 code for a protein of 82 amino acids. The record is from RefSeq and is a predicted model, not a curated record.